AUGGAUGAACUCGUGCAUGACUUGGCCUCAGCUUUAGAGCAGACUUCAGAGCAAAACAAGCUGGAUGAGCUAUGGGAAGAGAUGGCGCUAAGCCCGCGGCAGCAGCGGCGUCAGCUUCGCAAGAGAAGGGGUCGUAAGCGACGCUCAGACUUCACGCAUCAGGCAGAGCAUGCCUGCUGCUACAGCGAGGCCUCGGAGUCAAGCCUGGACGAAGCUGUCAAGGAUUGCCGUGAGGUGCUGACAGCCAAUUUCAGUGACUCUGAUGACAUGGCAGUGGUCAAACGACACCCAGCUCUCGGUGCCACCCUGAGGAGUAAGCAGCACUCGUGGCAUGAGUCAGACUCCUUUACAGAGAACGCUCCCUGUCGACCUCUCAGGCGCCGACGGAAAGUCAAACGCAUGACAUCAGAGGUGGCUGCCAGUCUCCAGCAAAAGCUCAGGGUGUCGGAGUGGAACUACGAGAGGGGCUGCAGGUUCAAGUCAGCCAAGAAACAGCGUCUUUCACGCUGGAAAGAAAAUGCCCCUUGGACAUCAUCCAGUCAUGGCCUUUGUGAAUCGGGAGAGAACAGACCCUUCCUCAGCAAAGGGGGAAGGAAGGAGCGGAUGGAGUGUGAAGCUGAUGAACAGAAACAGGGCUCAGAUGAAAACAUGUCGGAAUGUGAAACCAGCAGCGUGUGCAGCAGCAGUGAUACCGGCCUGUUUACCAAUGAUGAGGGCCGCCAAGGAGAUGACGAGCAAAGCGAUUGGUUUUAUGAGGGAGAAUGUGUUCCAGGAUUCACUGUCCCCAACCUUCUUCCCAAGUGGGGAGCUGACCACCGACCUGAAGUGGAGCGGAUUGACUCGGGCCUGGACAAGCUCUCGGAUUCCACGUUCCUUUUGCCCUCGCGGCCAGCUCAGAGAGGAUUUCAUGCUCGCCUGAAUCGCCUUCCAGGAGCUGCUGCCCGUUGUCUCCGAAAAGGUCGGAGGAGGCUUGUUGGCAAGGAGACCUCCAUGAGCACUCUGGGCACCGAGAGGCUAGGUCAUGUUGUUAGUGAUCCGCGCCAGAAAGAAAAGAACAAAGUGUCGGCUUCUGAUUUCCCACACACUGUGGCCUGUGCACAUGAGUUCAAUCCAUUAUCUCCUCUGUACUCUCUGGAUGUGCUUGCUGAUGCUUCCCACCGAAGAUGCUCACCAGCACACUGCACUGCCAGGCAAGCAAAUCUGCACCUGGGACCACCGUGUUCACGGGACAUCAAGAGGAAACGAAAGCCAGCUGCAGCCUCCAUGUCCAGCCCAACAUCAGCAACUUUAUCUGUCCACAUGGAUGCAGCAGAGUCAGAACUACCAGCAACACCAUCCCUGAGAUCCCAGAACUCUGAGUGGACAGGGAAAGCACCAGCAGCCGAGAAAGCCACUAUUGCUGCCUCCAGUAACUUUUUUAAAAUGCCACCAGAGAAGAACCCUGGAUACAGCUAA
Molecule: messenger RNA, 1455 nt
Organism: Mesitornis unicolor (brown roatelo)
Lineage: Eukaryota; Metazoa; Chordata; Aves; Mesitornithiformes; Mesitornithidae
Gene: GPATCH2L
Product: G patch domain containing 2-like
Exons: 9
Coding region: 1-1455 (484 amino acids)
Source: RefSeq, a predicted model, not a curated record